UGGGGGGAUGGUGGAAGAUUUUUGGUCUCUCCAGCAGCGUCUUUUCUUGAGCGGCGGCGGCAGCAGCAGCGGCAGCGGCGGCAGCAGCAGCGGGAGGAGAAGCAGCCCCAGCUAUGACUGCCGCAUGUUAAUAGCUGCCGCUUGGGUCUCUCGGCCGCUGCUGGAGACGGAGCCCGACUCCGAAGUUGUGCAACUGUGGACUGGGAGAGACAUUUGAACCUUGCUCUCUCUUUGCUCCGUUUUUACCCCCUCGGUGUGUUUGAAGCGAGACAACGUACAGGAAGACAAAUCUUUGGUUCUUUUUCCCCCCCUUCCCCUUUCUCCGUGGCUGUGUAGCAGAAGAAAGGGGGAAGGAGAGACUUUUUGUUGUUGUUUCUUUGGCUGGGGUCUCCACCCUCCUGCUGCUUUCUCUGCGCUGUGGUUAUCAUUUCUUGCGGCGUGUGGUGGGGGUGUCUUCUCCGGGGCCGGCCGGUCUUUUGCCCCGGGCUCCAUGGCUGGAUUGUGGAAACUGCACUCGGCUGCAGGUUGUUGAGCAACUGAUGGGACGAUCUCAGGGACCGGCGGUUACGAAAGGAAUGUUUAAAUGUUCAGUAAAUUGGAGGAAAAGAACAUGGACUUUUAGCUACUGAAGAGAAAAUUAAGAAUUCAAAUUUGGGAUACUGGUGUUUCUGUUUUUGAGGAUUUUUUUUUUUGAGGGAAAGUCGUUUUUUUUUUUUUUUUAAUCAUCGGUCUUGGAAUACAGAAGAGGAACCAGAAAUACAGUCAUUUUGUUUCACGCUGGGAACACUCAGUUUUGAGGCACUCACGCCCAAGUUCACAGCCAUGUGGCCAUCACAGCUACUAGUCUUUAUGAUGCUCAUAGCACCGAUCAUUCAAGGUGGCAAGCACAGUGAGCGACAUCCAGCCCUCGCUGCCCCACUGCGACAUGCUGAGCGCAGCCCAGGAGGCGCUCUGCCACCCAGACAUCUCCUUCAGCAGCCAGCAGCCGAGCGUGCCACUGCUCAUCGUGGACAAGGGCCCCGUGGAGCUACCAGAGGAGUUCGUGGUCCAGGUGCCCAAGGAGCCCAGAGUGCAGCCCAAGCUUUCAGCCGUGCCCCAAUUCCGAUGGCUGUGGUCCGCAGAGAGCUCUCCUGUGAGAGCUACCCCAUUGAGCUCCGCUGUCCAGGAACAGAUGUCAUCAUGAUAGAAAGUGCCAACUAUGGGAGGACUGAUGACAAAAUUUGUGACUCUGACCCUGCUCAGAUGGAGAAUAUACGAUGCUAUCUGCCAGAUGCCUAUAAGAUUAUGUCCCAAAGGUGCAAUAACAGAACACAGUGCGCAGUGGUGGCAGGUCCUGAUGUUUUUCCAGACCCGUGUCCAGGAACCUAUAAAUACCUUGAAGUGCAGUAUGAAUGUGUCCCUUACAUUUUUCUUUGCCCUGGACUACUAAAAGGAGUAUACCAGAGUGAACAUUUGUUUGAAUCUGACCACCAGUCUGGGGCAUGGUGCAAAGACCCUCUGCAGGCUUCUGACAAGAUUUAUUAUAUGCCCUGGACUCCCUACAGAACUGAUACCCUGACUGAGUACUCAUCCAAGGAUGACUUCAUUGCUGGAAGGCCAACUACAACCUACAAGCUCCCUCACAGGGUGGAUGGCACAGGAUUUGUAGUGUAUGAUGGAGCUUUGUUUUUCAACAAAGAACGCACCAGGAACAUAGUAAAGUUUGAUUUGCGGACUAGGAUAAAGAGUGGAGAGGCUAUCAUAGCAAAUGCCAAUUACCAUGAUACCUCUCCUUACCGAUGGGGAGGCAAAUCUGACAUAGACCUGGCAGUGGAUGAAAAUGGGCUCUGGGUGAUCUAUGCAACAGAACAAAACAAUGGUAAAAUUGUCAUUAGUCAAUUGAACCCUUAUACUCUACGGAUUGAAGGGACAUGGGAUACUGCAUAUGAUAAAAGAUCAGCUUCCAACGCAUUUAUGAUUUGUGGGAUUCUGUAUGUGGUCAAAUCUGUAUAUGAGGAUGAUGACAAUGAGGCCACAGGGAAUAAGAUUGACUACAUUUAUAACACUGACCAAAGUAAGGAUAGUUUGGUGGAUGUACCAUUUCCCAAUUCAUACCAGUACAUAGCAGCUGUGGAUUACAACCCCAGGGACAACCUUCUUUAUGUUUGGAACAACUAUCACGUCGUGAAAUACUCUUUGGAUUUUGGACCUCUGGAUAGUCGAUCAGGGCAGGCACAUCAUGGGCAGGUGUCAUACAUCUCUCCUCCAAUUCACCUGGACUCGGAGCUAGAAAGACCCCCUGUGAGAGAAAUCUCUACCACAGGACCUCUUGGCAUGGGAAGUACCACCACCAGUACCACCCUGCGGACCACAACUUGGAGCCCAGGCAGGAGUACUACCCCAUCAGUGUCAGGAAGAAGAAACCGGAGUACCAGCACCCCAUCUCCAGCUGUGGAGGUGCUUGACGACAUUACCACACAUCUGCCAUCAGCAGCGUCCCAACUCCCAGCCCUGGAAGAGAGCUGUGAAGCCGUGGAAGCCCGAGAAAUCAUGUGGUUUAAGACCCGUCAAGGACAGAUGGCAAAGCAGCCGUGCCCUGCAGGAACUAUAGGAGUGUCAACAUAUCUAUGCCUGGCUCCUGAUGGAAUCUGGGAUCCCCAAGGACCAGAUCUUAGCAACUGUUCUUCUCCUUGGGUCAACCAAAUAACACAAAAGUUGAAAUCUGGAGAGACAGCUGCCAACAUAGCUAGAGAGCUGGCUGAACAAACAAGAAAUCAUUUGAAUGCUGGAGACAUCACCUAUUCAGUCCGUGCCAUGGACCAGCUGGUAGGGCUCCUAGAUGUACAACUCCGGAACUUGACCCCAGGUGGAAAAGAUAGUGCUGCACGGAGUUUGAACAAGGCAAUGGUCGAGACAGUUAACAACCUCCUCCAGCCACAAGCCUCAAAUGCAUGGAGAGACCUGACUACAAGUGAUCAACUACGUGCAGCCACCAUGUUGCUUGACACUGUGGAGGAAAGCGCUUUUGUGCUGGCUGAUAACCUUUUGAAGACUGACAUUGUCAGGGAGAACACAGACAAUAUUCAAUUGGAAGUUGCAAGGCUGAGCACAGAAGGAAACUUAGAAGACCUAAAAUUUCCAGAAAACAUGGGUCAUGGAAGCACUAUCCAGCUUUCCGCAAAUACUCUAAAACAAAAUGGUCGAAACGGAGAAAUUAGAGUGGCCUUUGUCCUGUAUAACAACUUGGGUCCUUAUUUGUCCACGGAGAAUGCCAGCAUGAAGUUGGGAACAGAGGCUAUGUCCACCAAUCAUUCUGUUAUUGUCAAUUCCCCUGUUAUUACAGCAGCAAUAAACAAAGAGUUCAGCAAUAAAGUUUAUUUAGCUGAUCCUGUGGUGUUCACUGUUAAACAUAUUAAGCAGUCCGAGGAGAAUUUCAACCCUAACUGUUCAUUUUGGAGCUAUUCCAAGCGCACAAUGACAGGUUACUGGUCAACACAAGGCUGUCGGCUCCUAACAACAAAUAAGACACAUACUACAUGCUCUUGUAACCACUUAACCAAUUUUGCAGUACUGAUGGCACAUGUGGAAGUUAAGCACAGUGAUGCGGUCCAUGACCUUCUUCUGGAUGUGAUCACGUGGGUUGGAAUUUUGCUGUCCCUUGUUUGUCUCCUGAUUUGCAUCUUCACAUUUUGCUUUUUCCGUGGGCUCCAGAGUGACCGUAACACCAUCCACAAGAACCUCUGCAUCAGCCUUUUUGUAGCUGAACUGCUCUUCCUGAUUGGAAUCAAUCGAACGGACCAACCAAUUGCCUGUGCAGUUUUUGCUGCCCUACUACAUUUCUUCUUCUUGGCGGCCUUCACCUGGAUGUUCCUGGAGGGAGUGCAACUCUAUAUCAUGCUGGUGGAGGUUUUUGAGAGUGAGCAUUCACGGAGGAAAUACUUUUACCUGGUUGGCUAUGGGAUGCCUGCGCUCAUAGUGGCUGUGUCCGCGGCGGUAGACUACAGAAGUUAUGGAACAGAUAAAGUAUGUUGGCUCCGACUUGACACCUACUUCAUUUGGAGCUUUAUAGGACCAGCGACCUUGAUAAUUAUGCUUAAUGUAAUCUUCCUUGGGAUUGCUUUAUAUAAAAUGUUUCAUCAUACUGCCAUUCUGAAACCUGAAUCGGGCUGCCUUGAUAAUAUCAAGUCAUGGGUUAUAGGUGCAAUAGCUCUUCUCUGCCUGUUAGGAUUGACCUGGGCCUUUGGACUCAUGUAUAUUAAUGAAAGCACAGUCAUCAUGGCGUAUCUCUUCACCAUUUUCAAUUCUCUACAGGGAAUGUUUAUAUUCAUUUUCCAUUGUGUCCUACAAAAGAAGGUACGAAAAGAGUAUGGGAAAUGCCUGCGGACGCAUUGUUGUAGUGGCAAAAGUACAGAGAGUUCCAUUGGCUCAGGGAAAACAUCUGGUUCUCGAACUCCUGGACGCUACUCCACAGGCUCACAGAGCCGAAUUCGUAGAAUGUGGAAUGACACGGUCCGAAAGCAGUCGGAGUCUUCCUUCAUUACUGGAGACAUAAACAGUUCAGCGUCACUCAACAGAGGAGCCAUGGCUAAUCAUCUUAUAAGCAAUGCUCUGCUUCGUCCGCAUGGUACUAACAAUCCCUAUAAUACAUUGCUUGGGGAACCGGCGGUCUGUAACAACCCUUCUGUCAGCAUGUACAACGCACAAGAGCCCUACAGAGAGACAAAGGGGCUUCUGAACAAUGCCAGGGAUACAAGUGUCAUGGAUACUCUACCACUGAAUGGUAACCAUGGCAAUAGUUACAGCAUUGCCAGUGGCGAAUACCUGAGCAACUGUGUGCAAAUCAUAGACCGUGGCUAUAACCACAAUGAGACCGCCCUAGAGAAAAAGAUUCUGAAGGAACUCACUUCCAACUAUAUCCCGUCUUACCUGAACAACCACGAGCGCUCCAGUGAACAGAACAGGAAUCUGAUGAACAAGCUGGUGAAUAACCUUGGCAGUGGGAGUGAAGAUGAUGCCAUUGUCCUGGAUGACGCCACCUCCUUCAACCACGAGGAGAGUUUGGGCCUGGAACUCAUUCAUGAGGAAUCUGAUGCUCCUUUGCUUCCCCCAAGAGUCUACUCCACAGAGAACCACCAGCCACACCAUUACACCAGAAGGCGGCUCCCCCAAGACCACAGUGAGAGUUUUUUCCCUUUGCUAACCAACGAGCACACAGAAGAUCUCCAGUCACCCCAUAGGGACUCUCUGUACACCAGCAUGCCAGCACUGGCUGGUGUGCCUGCCACAGAGAGCGUUACCACCAGCACCCAGACCGAACCCCCACCGGCCAAAUGUGGUGAUGCCGAAGAUGUUUACUACAAAAGCAUGCCAAACCUAGGCUCCAGAAACCACGUCCAUCAGCUGCACACCUACUAUCAGCUAGGUCGCGGUAGCAGUGAUGGAUUUAUAGUUCCUCCAAACAAAGAUGGGACCCCUCCAGAGGGAAGUUCAAAAGGACCAGCUCAUUUGGUCACUAGUCUAUAGAAGAUGACACAGAAAUUGAAACCGACAAAACUGCUAACACCUGGUUGACUGUUCUGAGUUGAUAUAAGCAGUGGUAAUAAUGUGUGUACUCCUAAAUCUUUAUGCUGUUCUUGAAAGACAAACACAAACUUUCAGACUUUUUUUUUUUUUAACUGGGAUUUUUAGGUCAGCCCAGGGGAGAAAGAUAACUGCUGAAAUUCCCCUGUGCCCUCUCCUUUCUUGUCUUUUCCCCCUCAGAUGGAGACUUCAUUAUGUUAAUGAACGAGAUAUGAAGAAAAUGGCGCUCAUUGUGGCCUUGUUGAAUUAUGUUGUGUUUGUUCUAACAUCUCUGAUGCUCUGUUACUAUGAUUACAAGGACCUGAUUUUUAAAAGGCCAGAACAGUUGUUUGACAUUAGUAACAAUGCUGCAUCUAGAUUGGAGUGCUGCACAAACAAACAUAAAAACAAAGCAAAACUGUAUCACAUAGUGGUUUUUAGUCACUCACAACCUGAAUUCACCACAGUGGGAAUAGCUGUGGAAUACAAAAUAAAACAACAAAUUAAUAAUGAAAUGGAGGGGAAUUCUAGAAUUAUAUGCUAAAUGCAUAUUUUAUGAUUUGCUGUAUUAACUGAUGAUAAAACUAAUGGCAGAAAAAAAAUUGAACAAUUUCUAUGUAAUGUACAGAUACUAGCAUUGCACAUAUAGUCAGCUUUCUGUUCCUCCAGAAUUUGAGUCCUGUUAAUGUAGUGGAAAAAAAGAGAUAUUUUUUCUUUUUCUUUCGUGCUGGUCUUGCAAGUUUGUCUGCCAGUAAGAGAGCAAAGUUUCCUUCCUUCCUUCCUUCUUUUCUUUCUUCCUUCAUUUUCUUUGCUUUUCCUUCUCUUUUUCCUUUCUUCUUUUUUUCUUUCCUUUUAUUUUUCCUUUAUUUUUUCUUUAAAAUUUCACCUGGCAAAAAAAAAAAAAUAAAUAAAUAAAUAAAUGAAACUAUCACUUUAUAAGAAUCAUUUUCUAGUAAUGCAAACAAAUUAUUUUUUACAAAAAAAUAAAAUAAAUAAAAUUAGACUUCCUUCCCUCACUAUAUAUCUUUAUUCAGUCAGAAUAUUUCCAAGAGCAUUUUUGCAGAUUAGAGCAGGACGAACUUUUAUGUUUACAGUAUACAUCUGUUGUAAUGCAAAGUAUAUUUGGCAAGCAGUUGAUCACCAAGACAGUAGCUAUGAUUCUAGAAGUCAAGAGGCGUCAAUAGAACUAGUGGGGCUUCUGCAUGUGAAAAAAAAAAACGGUAUCCCAUAGGCAUUAAAGUGCUGAAUGCUCAGUCUGAUCCCCAAGUGGGCACCCGCACUACCAAUUUUUAAAGGAAAUUCACUCCCUUGUAGUAAGAAAUGAAAGGUCAAGUUAUUUUGAAGUGAUUUUUUUAAAUUCUUCUGUUUAUUAACAGGAAAAUUUAUUUAUUUGACAGGAUUUUAAGUAAUGUAGGAAUACAAGAGGUAAAUUAGCAGCACAUAUAAUUUUUUUUUAAAUUUAUGAUCCAUUUUGUAUGGUCUCAAAGUUGGAUGACCUCAUUACUAAUAUUUGUUGUAAAAGUGAAACUUGUUUGCCAACCAAUAAACAACUGAUUGAGAUUUAGAAGACAUUGUUUUGAUGUAUGUACUAUAUGAUGAAUUAUUCUUUUCAUUUUUCUCGUCUUUCCUUCUGUUUUCAUUAUAUAUACUUUGCUAAUCGAUUACUCUAUGGCCCAAAUGAGCCAUGCAAUAGAAAUCAGAUCUGCCUAGAAGAAUAACCUAAGCACAAAAUUUUACCAUUUUUGCAGACAAAGUAAACCAGAAAAAUGGGAUGGGCAUGUUUAUGUUGAAUGAAAUAAGAUGCAUAACUUACUUUUAAGCAGGUUAAUAUAAGCUACUAUGUGCUUAUUUUAUAAGCAGCAGCCAUCAUGCUUACUAUAAAAACCAGCUUCAAUCAGAGAUUUAUGUAUUGAAUUGAAGAGGGGGUGAGUCACUUAUUUUCCUUUCCUGUAAGUUCUAUUUUGAUGUCAGAAAUUUAAAGUCAUUCAGUUGGCUCAAAGCUGCCAGUUUAAUGGCAAAGAGAAUAUCCAUUUUAUAAAGAUAGUAGAAGACAUUUUUAUGCUAAUUUUUCUUGCCCCAUAUAUGAAACAAAGUCCUUUCAAAGAAACUUUCUAGAUCUCCAAUUACUGAAGAACCUUUACCAGCAGUGUCUAAACAUAGAGUCCCUUCUAGAGCAAAGCUAGAAUGAAUUUGCCAAAUUGUAAUUUAUCUUGUAGUGUAUGAUAUUUUGGUGACUUCUUCCCCCCCCCCCGCCAAAUCUGAACACCACCUACCUAUUAAUUAAUUUCUUAACUUAAGAUGAGAUGGAAUAGUUUAUGGAAUAACCAGUAAUCUCUAUAUAGUUUAAGAAUAUAUGACAAAAGAAAGAAUUCUGUGCUGGGCCAGAGUACAUCAUAAUCUUAAUAUUCACCUCAGAAUAUUUUAUGCAUCAUUCCUUUUUAGUCACUUAACACGAGUAAUUUUUAAGUCUCUAGAAUUGUUCUUGAGUUGCAGGAGAACUUCAAGCUUUAAUGGUAAUUAGGUUUUCACAUCCCACACUGUGGCAAUAUUAGCACCUGAAAGGUGGUUUGCCUAUCUGUUGCAUAGAAUACAUUUGGUAAUGAAAAAGCCCCUUUUAGACAACUUGUCUAAAGUUGGCCUGUGGAUUAUGAGCGCUUAUGCUUGUUUCGCCAAUUCAGCAGAGAUCUAUAUGAAAGCAGCUCGUCAGUAAGAAGCUAGUUUCACAGAACAAUGGGGAAACUACCUCAAGUCAGCUUGCUGAGGCUGCCAAUUCUGAUUUUCUGAUAUUGCUACCUCCCUGCCCGCUAUCUUUUAUGUGUCAUUACAUGGAAUUUGAAACAGGUAGCCUCCCCAGCUUUACACAGACCAACUGAAGAAAAUCACUUGAAUACAUAACUGGUGCAGAAGGCCAUUUAGGACUGUCAGUUACUACCAAGCCCUUGCAUAAAGAUGAAAGGGUGAGAUGUUUGAAUUCGAAUACAUCACAAUUGAUGUGCUAUCAGAGAGACAAGAUCCCAAAGACUUUUACAGAAAGAGAUUGUUCCCUCAAGUUUUAUGUGACUAUACUGAAACAAAACAGUAGAUAUAGGAGCUAAUUAUGUGUACAUUUCAAUAGAAAUUUGUGUAUAUCUAACAUGUAUUCAUUUAGUCCUUUUUAUACUAGCAAGGCUUGAGUUCCUAAACUUGACUUUUUUUCACAUGUAUUUUCAUGCAUAGCUAUUGAUAAAUUAAUAAUUUUUAAAAAGUUUAUUGUUUUUUUGCCACCUUUGGUUGACUAUACUUCAAUACCCUGUGCCAUUCAUGACUUACUUAUCUGCCUACUUCUGAUAUACUUAUCUGAAAUUCUAUAAAAAACUAUAUUUUCAUCAAGCAGACGGACUGUACCUACAUAGCACAUCAUUUGGAUAGCUGGAAGUAAAAGUUAUGCCAAUAAAACAAACCAAUUAUUAUUUCCUAGUAAAAUAAUAUUUUUGUAAUAUUUUACUCUCGAGCUUUUUUUUUUUUUUUUUCUUUUGAGGUCUAUCUCCCAAGGUACUUUGCAGGACACUAGCUAACAGAUCUCAUGUCUAGUUGACUCACAGACUGUUGGAUUGUUGCAAAGCCCAUGUUCCUAAUUGAUAAUAUUUAUGGAGAAAACUACAUUUUGUGAAGGAAAAAUAGAUUUGAAUUUCAAUUUAAGUUUUUGAACAUCCCUCCAGUUCCACUCUAUUAAAAGUAAAAAAUACUAUAGUUGAAUAAUAAAUUGCCAUGCUUAAAUAAUCAUGACAAAAAAGAACUUGCAUGAGAACAAUUAUGUCAAAGUGAAAAUAAUCAGGAAACUGUAUUAAUAAAAUGUAGAUAAUGGAAAUAUCCUUAACUUCCUAUCAGGCAAAUUCACAAAGACUCAAAACUAAAGUGUAGUUUAUGAUAUAUACUUUGAAAAUCCCCAUUAACCUAAAAAUGUCAACAUAUUGAUAAAAGAUCUUUAAGAUUUAGUGUUUUUAAAAAAUUAGUUGGUGUGACGAAACUUUUCAUGGUAAUAGAGAUAAACAUAUAAGAGAAUUAGUAAUAGUCAUAUAGAACCCAUGGACUUAAUUUUAGCCAGUAUCUUCAGCUUUUUCCCCCACACAUGUUCCAAUCCAUUGACAAAGGUUUAUUUAGUUUAAAAAAUGACAUUAAAAACUUUUAAAGACUGACUUUCUGCAGUAUAGAGAACAAAAGGGAGAGGGAAACCAGUUUCUGGGUUGUCUAAAGAUCAACUCCAGACUAAUCAAUAAUCAGCUCCUAUUAGUGAAAGAAGCAUUUGUUUUCAGAAGUUGUGCGUUAGUAUUAUACCAAAGUGCUACUGCUUGAGGUGUUUUAGAAAAAACAAAAGCACUACAGAACUACUAUAUUACUGCAAAUUUAGAGAGAGAAAGAAAGAAACCCAGACUCUAAUUUGAUUUUGAGCAAUUCUAAAAAUAUUGACAAGAAUGUCCUUUCUUCUGUUACAAAACUAUUUGAGAUAAAAUAACAAUAUGUACGAUCUUCUAGUAUAUGUAGUACCAAGGUAUUUAGAUUUGAUGAGUUCAUGUUUAGUGGUUCAUAAUUAUAACUCACAACAUAAAAAAUUACUAUGCAUUUCUAAAAAUACUUUACAUACAUCCUCUGUUAGAUUUCUGCACAUUAAUAAAUUAGUUAGGAACAUGGGAGCACAAGAGUGAAACAGCAACAUUAGAAAAUAGCUUAUGGAAGCAUUUUUGUGCAAAUGAAUUCUACGUGGAAAGCUUCUUUGAGCUCAUAAAAUAGAUUUGAUGGAUCCCAACCAGAAAUUCAAUUUUGUAAUCAGCAAAUACAUACUUCUGAAGCCAUCUGAAAAAAUAUUGGUAAAUAUCUAAAUUUUCAUUUCUAAAUUAAAAUGUUGGUAGCUGCUUCUUUCCUGCUUAGGCCAUAAGAGGAAUCUUUCCUAUUUUCUAAUUAACCUGAUUAGUUUCUACUUCACUUUUGCUUUAAAAGGGAAAUCAAUCUUUAACUUUCACCUAUACACUUACAUACUUUGAUUCCUUUUAUUUACAGCUUGCAGAAGAAAUAGCUUGUUUACAAUAUUGCAAACUUUGUGAUUUUUGCAAUAUAACAGGUAGUUACUAUAGUUUUGCAUAUUUUCAUUUUCAAUAAACUUAUUGCCCUACCCUCUUUAAAAAAAUUAAAAGCACGUCUCCAACAUCCAGGACCUGUAGGUUAUUAUUCAAAUGUCUUCAUUUCAGCUAUGUUUUGAUGUUUAUUUCUCUCUUAAUAGUAUGUCACACAAACUUUUCUCAUUUCACUUGUCCCAUCAGAGUAUUUCAAAGGUAAAGGCAAACUAUGAUUUUUAAGAAGGCACGUGAAAGGAGAACUUUGAUUUAUAAUGGAGAAGUUGAGGAAGACUACACAAGGAAAAACCUCUGUUGGGAUAAGCAAGUCUUUUCCAUCACAAUAUGAACAGAAGGGCAGAUCCAAGUUGGCAUACUUAUGGUGAGGCAGCAGGACCUAAAUUCGAGUUCAAAAGAAAAAAAAAAUCCAGGAAAAAAUAAUGAAAUUGUUUAGAGUGGUAAAAACUUUAAACAGUGUAACAAGUGCUACUGGUGUGUUAAAACAAAAAUUGAAGUAUACCAUAUGAUAAUUUUAUCCUGCUGUUUACACAGGAAACUCUAAACACUUUCAGCACUCCUUAGAUAUUUCUUGUCUAGCCACACCUUAUCUCAAGGACACAUGGAUUUUUAUAAAUGUUUCUUAAAUAUAAGUAUUUUUGCCUCAAUUCACUUUCACUCUCUAAUCUGCUUAUUCUAUUGUAUGCC
This is a messenger RNA of Panthera uncia (snow leopard), 11330 nucleotides long. It is a transcript of the gene ADGRL3, whose product is annotated as adhesion G protein-coupled receptor L3. Gene Ontology annotation, biological process: brain development; cell surface receptor signaling pathway; adenylate cyclase-activating G protein-coupled receptor signaling pathway. Gene Ontology annotation, molecular function: G protein-coupled receptor activity; carbohydrate binding. The transcript has 25 exons. Gene Ontology annotation, cellular component: glutamatergic synapse; membrane; axon. The coding region runs from base 823 to 5502 and encodes 1559 amino acids. NCBI's taxonomy places the organism in Eukaryota, Metazoa, Chordata, Mammalia, Carnivora, Felidae. The record is from RefSeq and is a predicted model, not a curated record.